GGUUCUUCUGGGCGUCUCCUAUACCUAUUAAUUCCAAUUAUAUAGCCCCUAAAUAGAUAUGAUCGCGGAGUUGCAUUGCAUUUCCCUAACCUAGGUGAUACCUAUUAUUCUCAACUCAUCCCCGACCAACGACCAACUAUCAUAGUCAUUCUCAACUAGAGGCAUCUGCCUACACGUGAAAAAUCAUCUAUAAUUUCCACAAUGAUUAAAUAACUCAUUAAACCCUUCCUGAUGACGUUUAUCGCAUCAUUCUCGGAUAAUCCCUGCCUGUAACGUGAAAAGCACUGACAAUUUCCACACCGCUAAAAAAGCGAUAUGUGACCAUUCACAAGCAUAAGUGAGCUAAAAAUUCCUCAACAACAACUCCACAUUGUUUAACAGUUAAAUUAUCCAACAAGUUGUCAACUCUUGGUCGUACAUACACUACCUGCUGAAGAAUCCCAUUAGUCUAGAAUCUCUUAUCAUGGAUCUACCACCAGCACCCAACGGGCUCUGGAACCGAUGGAACCUCGGUCUUCAUUGGGGCACGUGCUCCGGGCCAAACUGCCACGUCCGUGAAAACCUGCUAAGAUGCGGUGCCUGCAGAGCCGUCCUCUACUGCGGUGCCGCCCACCAGCGGGCCCAUCGGCCGGUGCACAAGUCGUCCUGCAACUUGAUCAAGACGGCACGCGCCAAGCUCGCCGAAGAAGAAGCUACCCUACGCGCUCAUCCCGGUGACGAGUUCAUGGAAGCUAAUCCGUUCGAGACGACGCGGGGCAUGUUCUGGCCUCAUCUGCCUGCGCGGCCAUAUAUGCAAGCGCGUUUCGAGCUCAUCUCCACCCUGUUGAAUAUCAAAACCGGAACGGCCGUCGAGGAGGCGCUCGAACACAGCUUGGAAAUGCUGCAGUUGAACCGGCGUGAUAACCAGAGCAUCCGUAGCCAUGUGCCCGCUCUGUACCUCCGUCUAGGCAGAGAACAGGAAGCCUACGAUUUCAUAAAGUGGCACGCAACCAUCGGCGGGGCGGAUGACUACGACUGGGGCGAUAUGGAGAACCCGUUCCUGAACCUGCACGAUGAGGACGUAUUCGAGCCCGUUACCGAUACAAAGGAGCUUUUGGACUUGGGCAUGCUCGCCUCCCUAACCAACCUCAAGCUGCGCCUCAACUUGGAUAUCCAAUCACUAGAGAAGCAGUUCAAUAAACCCGGAAAACGUAACGCUACCUAUGACGAGAAGAUGGAGUGGAUUCGUGAGCACGCUAUAUGCGAUAUCCUCUACAAGCGUCGGGAUAUUGUCGAGCGUUCCGAAUGGACAGAUAUUCUGAAAAGCCUGCAAGAACAGUGUGAGGUGAUGUUUGACGUCGUCGAUGAACGUAAUAAGCAUUACUGGCCGGCUUUACGAUCACCGGAGCGUUAUGCUGCGGCUAUGCCUGUGCCAUAUGCGAUGGGGUCCCCGCAAGAGAUCAAUUGGGUAUUCAGAAAUACGUGGUAUUCGUGGGCUGAAUGUCCUCCUGUUCUCGAAAUAGUCAAGUCGUGGCACGCUGCAGGAAAGGGAAGAAAUCGCAGGUCGUCCUAGAAUGCCGAGGAUCAAAAAUGGUGGAGAUUUGGUAUCCCUUAAGGUAGCUAGAAUUAGUACCUCUUAUCUGAAAAGAAUAUAUAUAUAUAUGAUAGGAUAACAUAAUCGACUACAAUGAUGGAAUCAUGACGAUUAGUGGGAUGG
Molecule: messenger RNA, 1696 nt
Organism: Annulohypoxylon truncatum
Lineage: Eukaryota; Fungi; Ascomycota; Sordariomycetes; Xylariales; Hypoxylaceae
Exons: 1
Coding region: 464-1552 (362 amino acids)
Source: RefSeq, a predicted model, not a curated record